AUGGAUAUAGCUGCAAUCGAAGCAGAGAUAGCAGCCAGUAACAAGGAGAAUGAUGAGGCUUCCAAGGAGGAUCUUCCUAAAACAGGAGGGCCUAUUGAUGAAAAAGGCUUCACGCUCCUGAUUUCUGACGGAAGCUUAAAAAAGAAGGUACUCAAGGAAGGAGAAGGAGAUUCGUUUCCAGAUGGAACAUAUGUUACAGUUCAUUACUCUGGGAUGCUUGACAAUGGAAAAGUAUUCGAUUCAAGUAGGCAAAGGAAUAGGCCAUUUGAAUUCAAAAUUGGGCAAGGUCAAGUCAUCAAGGGAUGGGAUAUGGGUGUCGCGACCAUGAAAGCCGGUGAAAUAUCCAUGCUAGCUUGUGGUCCUGAUUUAGCGUAUGGAGCUAAGGGAUCUGCACCUCACAUCAAGCCCAAUGCCACCCUGUACUUUGAAAUAGAGAUUCUCAGUGCUACACCGCCACACGACCCAAUCAGCCAAAGGAUAACAGAGGCCAAAUCAAUGAAGGAAAAAGCAAACAAACAUUACGGAGACAAGCAGUAUCCUUCAGCCAUACACAUAUACGCAAAGGCGCUAGACCGAAUAUCGUAUUCGUGGGGUGCAACGCCGUACGAAGAGACAGAAAUCCGAACUCUUCGUCUUGCGCUUUACUCAAACCUAGCUGCAGCUCGCUUGAACAAUAACGAGCUAGAAGAAUCUGUGAUUGCUAGUGAAGCAGUGCUGGAAAUGGAUCAAAGAAAUGUCAAGGCACUUUUUCGUCUUUCGAAGGCAAAGAAGGGCUUAGGGUCUUUCGGUGAUGCGAUCUCGUAUCUUGAGUUGGCAGCCAAGUAUGAUCCCAAUGACUCUACUAUACGAGCUGAACUGGCUAGCGUUAAAAAAGCUCACGAAGCAUUCAAGAGCAAGGAAAAGAAGAUUUAUUCAACAAUGCUCUUUGGCUCUGAAUCGACGUGA
Synchytrium microbalum is the source of this 945-nucleotide messenger RNA. RefSeq lists its product as uncharacterized. Gene Ontology annotation, molecular function: peptidyl-prolyl cis-trans isomerase activity; protein binding. Lineage: Eukaryota; Fungi; Chytridiomycota; Chytridiomycetes; Synchytriales; Synchytriaceae. The record is from RefSeq and is a predicted model, not a curated record. The coding region runs from base 1 to 945 and encodes 314 amino acids. The transcript has 6 exons.